AUGUUGAUAGGUGUCCAGCAUUUGCUCGAGUAUGUCGACCGUACUCCGUUCAAGAAGUCUAUCCUUCGUUUAGGUUAUUCUGUUUCCAAAUGGCAAAUCGAAGAACUGAAAACUGAUUCGCAAAUUUUGUCUGAAGUCAGAAAGACGAGAUCAGAAAACGAUAAGUUAUAUUAUUUGACUUCGGAUGACCUACGCAACUAUCGCGAGAGCUAUGGGACCAUCGUCGGAAGAUAUGAUGUCGAUGAUUAUCGCUCGGUCUGCACCGCUGCACAAAAAAAUGAGAGCAUUCGGUUUUUUACGGAGUCUUCAGAUGAGCAUGGAGAAGAGGAAGCGAAGUCGGCGUCUGGAUGCUUUAUUAGUAAUUCUGGAGGAUUCUGUGGAGAUGAUAGAUCAUUUAAGGAUGGUGGAGGUCAUUCGGAAGUUGGAGACGGAGGUCCUGAAAUUCUAGCUAGUGCAGAUUCUGGUCGUUCAGAUGAAGUGGAAGUAAGAGAUGUUGUCGACCAAGUAGAUCAAACUUCCAGUCUCGGAUCAUCGGCACCCGGAUCUAUGGUCCUCGCUGUUAUAUCUGACGACUGUAGAAUGAAAGCAAAUCUAAUACAUCAAGUAAGUGACAAAAUGUCUGCCUCUGGGACGGCUGAUGAUAAGAAACUGUUGGAUCAGUUGUAUGAUCAGUCCAAAGAAGUUGCUUUGUUCUUCAAAUCAAAAGCACCACAGUACGCAUCAAAACUAACUCCAGUCAGAGGAUGUGAAAGAACUCGCGAAAAAACGAUGAGGGAGAAAGUUGGAUUCCCGACUAGAAAAAAGAGGCGUGUCAAUGAAAGAGAAACUGUGGAAUUGAUAAACUUGAACAGCGAUGAUGUUACGUUCUGCUGCAUCUGUCGUAAAAUGUGCCCAGAAGGAGAUGAACUGGAAAUCAAUUGGCUCGGUUGCCGCAUAUGCAGAAUUUGGGUUCACGAGUCGUGCGCCGAGAAACAGAGUAGUAUUUGCAACAUAUGCAGUACAAAGUACUCUGAGAUGGAGUCUUUGUAUAAUUAA
Messenger RNA from Caenorhabditis remanei, 1035 nucleotides. RefSeq lists its product as uncharacterized. The record is from RefSeq and is a predicted model, not a curated record. The coding region runs from base 1 to 1035 and encodes 344 amino acids. The transcript is spliced from 8 exons. Lineage: Eukaryota; Metazoa; Nematoda; Chromadorea; Rhabditida; Rhabditidae.